UUUUUUUUUUCAAGUAAAUAAAUAAAAGAAAAGUAAAGAAUACAGAUACAUAUAUACUAUCAAUAUUAAAUAGUGAUAUGCUUGGUUCAGUGAUUCCUUUAUGCUUUUGAUUAUUUUAAUAUUUAUACAAUUAUUAAAGACGGUUUAUAGUGGGGCCACAGAUGAUAACAAAUGUGUUUCCUUACUUCAAUCCAAUGUUUGCUCAGCCUUUUCACAAUUUUACAUUGGUUUACCUGGACUCAGUAACGAAUACCCCUUUUUAAUCAAUAUAACAACCAUCGAAGACUUUGAUAAUCGGUUGCUGGAAUAUGUGAACUCAACAAGUAAUUAUUUAUUCCCUUUAGGUUGUCUAAGUUCAAAUUAUAACCCUAUCAUUCCUUAUGCCCGUUAUUCAUUGACUCAUUUAUGUGCUAAACUUAUUCAAAAUCCUACUUAUUCAUUACCAUGUAACUUUAAUUAUGGGCUUAAUCCUCCUCCUCUAUGUCAACAAACAUGCUAUGAUUGGGUAGACAGCGUAGCUAAAAUAACAUCCAGUCCACUUGUAUGUUCAAAUUCGAUACAAAGAAAUGAGACAUUAGCUUCUUAUACUGAUCAUUGUAAUACUUGGGAAGGGUUUAAUGGGACCAUUACCCAAAACUGUAUAUCCGGUAUUGCCAAUGAGCCUUACUCUUGUGGCUUUGGCAAUGACACUUCUGCUGCUUGCAAAUAUUGUGAGACUAAUCAUGAAGACAAAUGCUGUCAAACAAUAUAUUACUGUCAUCCAUCAUUAUCAGCAGGCGCUAUUGUCGGCAUCGUUAUUGGAUGUACUGUUGCUAUUGCAUUAAUUGUCAUCACCUUCAUAUGGUAUUGUUAUAGAAAUAAGAUCCAUCUUCAUAUGAAACCAUUUCAAUUUAUCUCACCAUCAAGUUCGACAACAGCUAGUGAAAACAACUCAUCACAACCUACGCCUGUUCAUACAGUAGUACAAAAUAAAGCAGUACGUCAAUUUGAUAAUUAUAUUGGUCAAUUUCCUUAUAAACAUGACAUACGAGAAAUACCAAAUAAGCCUAUCAUUACUACUACUAUUACUAAUUCACCCGCGGUAGAGAAAGUACCGUCGAUAACAACACUAUCAUCUCCUUUAAGUGAAGAGUUCUUUGGUGUCAUUCAUCCCUAUUCUCCUCAAUUACCCGAUGAAUUAACUCUAACUGUAGGUGAUAUCAUUUGUCUUGCAUUACGUUUUGACGAUGGUUGGGCCUUAGGCUUCAAUGUGACAACUGGAGCGAAAGGAGCUUUCCCAUUAGUCUGUAUAUCAAAUGUACCUGAAGAAGAUAUAGAUCAAUUAUUAACAACAGAGGUACAAGAAAAUAAUAAUUUAUCUUUAUCAACUAAUACGGUCAUAGAAAAAUGGCGAGAAAGCCUACAACCAUCACUGAGUUUAAAUUCAUAUUACGAUGGUGAAGAUGAUACUCAUCACUCUAACAAUGCAAUUCCAAAAAGAUCAGCGAGCUAUCGAUCCUAUGAAUAUUUUGAAAUCGAAAGCCCUUCCUCACCUACACUACAUACACCCUUUUUUAAUAACAAUCAACACCACCCUCUUCAGCAACAUCAACAGCAUCAACAAUAAUAUAAUAAUAAAUGAUAGGAUCAUUUCCAUGUAAUAAAAAUAAAUAAAUAAAUAAAU
Molecule: messenger RNA, 1663 nt
Organism: Cokeromyces recurvatus
Lineage: Eukaryota; Fungi; Mucoromycota; Mucoromycetes; Mucorales; Mucoraceae
Exons: 2
Coding region: 101-1606 (501 amino acids)
Molecular function (GO): protein binding
Source: RefSeq, a predicted model, not a curated record